AUGCGGCUGUAUUCGUCAAAAAUACUGUACGAGGCCUCUGCUUGGGGAGGAGUAGGGGGCGCACAGUCAAUUUUUCGUGUUCGUCAGGUCUCUGCGCUUGGACAAUGGCAUAGAAGGAGAAAUUUAUCUUCAAAGUCCUCAAUUGAGCUCGAGAACCAGCAAUUCCCCACGGACAGCUGGACAAAUCUCCCCCCGCACAUAGCCUCCGCGCUCCCUCGAAAGCUACACCUACAGCCCUCACAUCCCAUUGCCAUAACCCGCAAGCUCAUCGAGUCCCGCUUCCCCGCUGCCACCUACAAGCCCUACAAUGACCUCUCCCCCAUUGUGUCUGUUCACCAAAACUUUGACUCCCUCGGCUUCCCACUUGAGCAUCCUGGACGUAGCAAGACCGACACCUACUAUGUCAACGCUUCCACCGUGUUACGCACCCACACGAGCGCUCACCAAGCCGACACAUUCCGAGCACAGGAAAGCGAUGGAUUCCUCAUAUCUGCGGAUGUCUACCGCCGCGAUGCGAUCGAUAGAAGUCACUACCCGGUGUUCCAUCAAAUGGAGGGCGCGCGCAUGUGGUCACGGGACGAGUACGGCGGAAAUGUAGCUGCUGCUGUCUGGGCCGACUUUGAGAAGCUCCCGAAACACGACAUGGUCAUUGAGGACCCCAACCCUACCAUACACCCUGAGAGGAACCCCCUGCAGGCUUCACAUACAGCAGAGGAGGCCGGAGCUAUCGCGGCACAUCUCAAGCGGAGCUUGGAGAACGUUGUCGUGGAAGUCUUUGGGCAGGCAAAGAAGGCCGCUAUUGCAGCGGGGGAGGAAAAGGGUGACGAAGAGCCAUUGAGGGUGAGGUGGAUCGAGGCUUACUUCCCGUUCACGAGUCCUUCAUGGGAACUUGAAGUGUUCUGGCAGGGUGACUGGCUGGAGCUCCUGGGGUGCGGCGUUGUACAGCAGCAUCUUCCCACAAACGCUGGCGUCCCCUCAAAGCUAGGUUGGGCUUUUGGAGUUGGUCUUGAGCGUGUCGCAAUGCUACUCUUUGGAAUCCCCGAUAUCAGACUGUUCUGGAGUCACGACCCCCGCUUCUUGGAACAGUUCUCGGAGGGUAAGAUUAAUCGCUUUGUGCCCUUCUCGAAACACCCGCCUUGUUUCAAGGAUAUUGCUUUCUGGCUCAAGAGCUCCAGCAGUGCCGCUGGUGGAGGUGUUGGUGCGGGUUUCCAUGAGAAUGAUAUGAUGGAAUGCGUACGCGGUGUUGCAGGAGAUCUUGUGGAGGAUGUUAGGCUGGUUGAUGAAUUCACACACCCUAAAACGGGCAGGAAGAGCGUGUGCUUUAGGAUCAACUACAGAAGCCUGGAGAGGACCCUGACGAACGAGGAGAUCAACAAGCUGCAGGAAGACGUGAGGACUGCCGUUGUUGAGAAGCUAGGCGUGGAACUCCGGUAA
Molecule: messenger RNA, 1434 nt
Organism: Morchella sextelata
Lineage: Eukaryota; Fungi; Ascomycota; Pezizomycetes; Pezizales; Morchellaceae
Exons: 4
Coding region: 1-1434 (477 amino acids)
Biological process (GO): phenylalanyl-tRNA aminoacylation
Cellular component (GO): mitochondrion; cytoplasm
Molecular function (GO): tRNA binding; ATP binding; phenylalanine-tRNA ligase activity
Source: RefSeq, a predicted model, not a curated record